AUGACGUCGCACCCGCGACGCCCGCGUUUGACGUCAUUAAGAGAGCGCCGCCGCAGCGAUGGCGGCGCCCGUUGCCGUACAGCGGCAGGGAAAUGGCGGCUCCCGCUGCCGUUGCGUGACGUCAUCAGGAGGCGCCGCGCGACGAUGCUGGAGGCGCUGGGCCCGGGGGGGCUCCUGCUCGUGAGGGACACCGCCGAGUCCGAGGGUCGGAGCCUCCUGCGGGCGCUCGUCAGCGAGGCCGUGGCCAGGGCUGAACAGGUGCUCGUGGUGCUCCUGGAGGUGACGAAGGAGGAAUUCCAGGUGGGGCUGAGCCCCUCCGUGAAGGAGAGGCUGCUGUUCCGGGACCUCUCCGGGGACCCCCUGGGGUGGCUGGGCCGGGGGGGGCUCCCCUCCCCCCCCUCGGUUUUUGGGGGGCUCCUGGGGGGUCUCCCCUCCCCCAGCCCGGUUCUGGUUCUGGACUCGCUGAGCUGGGCCCUGCUCCGGGAGCCCCUCCCCCACCCGGGGCUGGGGGCGCUGCUGGGGGAGGGGCACGAGCCCCCUCCCCGAAUUUUGGCGCUGCUGCACCAGGACCUGCACCCCCCUCCCCUUUUGGGGGCUCUGGGGGGUCUCGCCCGGCUCCAGCUGAUCCUGGGGGGGCCCCCCGAGACCCCCGGAGCCCCCCGGAGCCUGAGGCUGCUCAGGGACCCCCAAAAAGGGGGGGGGGGGCUUAUGAAUUUUGGGUGA
Messenger RNA from Pseudopodoces humilis (Tibetan ground-tit), 723 nucleotides. NCBI's taxonomy places the organism in Eukaryota, Metazoa, Chordata, Aves, Passeriformes, Paridae. The record is from RefSeq and is a predicted model, not a curated record.